This is a messenger RNA of Sphenostylis stenocarpa, 600 nucleotides long. The record is from the annotation of a GenBank genome assembly. NCBI's taxonomy places the organism in Eukaryota, Viridiplantae, Streptophyta, Magnoliopsida, Fabales, Fabaceae.
AUGGAAAUUGAGGGAAGCACGCAGGUGGUGGCGAAGAAGGUAUGGAACAUUGUACGCGUGAUGUUCUUCAUGUUGAGGAAGGGCAUAGCGAAGAGCAAAAUAAUGGUGGAGUUCCAUCUCAUGCUGAAGCGGGGGAAGAAGGCCUUGGUGAACAACCUCAUGCUCAACCACCAUUACUUCAUGGCCUCUUUCACCUGCCGCUCCCAACACAACCACACCACCUUCUUCUCCCCACGCGACUACGAGUUCAGCUGCAGCAACAGCCCCGCCAUCCCUUUCCACGCCGUCAAACGUGCCCACAAACACCACCGCUUCUCCAAACCCUCCCAAUACGAAGACGUUUCCACCCUCUCCGCAGUUCAGAAGGUUCUUGAAAUCCUCAACAACGAAACCAGCACCUCCCCCUUGCCCGGCUUCGGAAAAAGCCCUGUUGGGAAACAACUCAGAGUCACCGACUCGCCCUUCCCUCUUAAAGACGGUGGGGAUAGCCAAGUCGACGUGGCAGCCGAAGAAUUCAUCAAGAAGUUCUACAAAGACCUCAACUUACAGAAAAAAAUGGCAUAUAUUGAGUCCCCAUAUCAUAAUUCAUGGAGCAGAUGA